AUGGGUUUCAAACUUCUCACGUUCUUCUUCUUUUUUCUGUUUUUGGUUCGCCCAGAAGCAACCUACAAGACUAAUGUCGUCGUGCUCACCUAUGUGGUCAUGAAGCUCCAGAAGCUGAUCUGGAUGACCUACAAAACUCGCAAAAACCAUCAAGAGGUCCACUACUACAUAGCACCAGGACAAGCUUUUGGAGUGCUCCCAUCCCAAACGUACCGCUCGUUUCGAUUUGCUUUGGACUUCAUUCUCAUAGUGGUGUACUCUCGCUUCAUCGCUCAAUUCUGCACCACAACUGAAACUCGUAACACCGUUGCAGCAUACACUGUGGUCUUCACAUUCCUGCACUCCUGGGAGCACCUCCUUUACGGAAUCUACGGAUUCGACAUUGUUCGCAACAGUAACCUGGCCUAA
Molecule: messenger RNA, 408 nt
Organism: Caenorhabditis briggsae
Lineage: Eukaryota; Metazoa; Nematoda; Chromadorea; Rhabditida; Rhabditidae
Exons: 5
Coding region: 1-408 (135 amino acids)
Source: RefSeq, a predicted model, not a curated record